Messenger RNA from Purpureocillium lilacinum, 384 nucleotides. RefSeq lists its product as uncharacterized. Lineage: Eukaryota; Fungi; Ascomycota; Sordariomycetes; Hypocreales; Ophiocordycipitaceae. The record is from RefSeq and is a predicted model, not a curated record.
AUGCCGACCCCCGAGUCCGAGAUCUUCAAGAGCCAGAAGCCCAAGGUGGCUCCCACCUUCAACGGCGUGGACUACGACGACACCAAAGCCUUCAAGCAGGCCGAGGACGCCAUCAUCCGGGAGCAAUGGGUCGACGCGAUGAAGACCCGCCUCGUCGGCGAGGAGCUGGGCAAGUGCUACAUGCGUGAGGGCGUCAACCACCUGGAGAACUGCGGUCAAUUGCGAGAGAAAUACCUGCAACUCCUGGCGACGAACAAGAUCAAGGGCACCAAGUUCCUGCAGCAAAACUACAUCGACAAGAAGGACGAGGAGCUGGACCUGGCGGCCAAGGUGCACACGAGCGACAAGGUUGCGCGGCUCAACCAGGGCCGGUUUGCGUCUUGA